Messenger RNA from Pecten maximus, 1666 nucleotides. RefSeq names its product myophilin-like. The transcript has 4 exons. Bases 138 to 656 code for a protein of 172 amino acids. NCBI's taxonomy places the organism in Eukaryota, Metazoa, Mollusca, Bivalvia, Pectinida, Pectinidae. The record is from RefSeq and is a predicted model, not a curated record. Gene Ontology annotation, molecular function: protein binding.
UCCCCUAAUAAUUAAUGGAACAGCCAGCGCGAGAGCCAGUAACAUUAGUUCGGCACCUCCCGUGGCAAUAACUAUCUUUCUCAUUGCAUCUCUGGCUAGUUCUUAGGAGUGAAAAGUGAAGGAACCUUUGGAACAACAUGCCGCCAAAGCGAGAUCCCGAGUUGGAGUCACAAGCAUUGGACUGGGUUGAGUCUAACUACGGUAAACCAAUCGACAGGAAGAGUGGCUUCGAGAAUGUCCUCAAAGACGGCAUCAUUCUUUGCGACAUGAUGAAUAAUCUGAUGCCCGGAUGUAUCAAGAAAAUUGACCGAAAAGGAGGCGGCUUUGCUUUGAUGCAGAACCUUGGACGUUUCCAGGAUGCGGCCAAAAAGUACGGAGUACCAGCAGAGGAGGUGUUCCAGACUGUUGAUCUGUGGGAGAAAAAGAAUAUUCCCCAAGUGACGCUUUGCAUACACGCCAUGGCAAGAGUGGCUCAGACGCGAGACGACUACAAGGGCAUGAUGCUUGGACCAAAAAUGGCCGAGAAACAAGAACGUGAAUUCACUGAAGAGCAACUGAGGGAAGGAAGAAAUGUCAUCAGUUUACAGUAUGGUAGCAACGAGGGAGCUUCACAAGCAGGCCUCAACAUGGGCAAACCUCGCUCUAUCAUGGAUUAGGGUGUCUGUAUUAUAUUUAGAAGUGUACGGGGUCAUCAAAACGCUUGACAUAAUGCUAUAAUAUCUAAACAUUUGGAUGAAAAGGUUCUAGUUCUACUAGACGCAUAUACUAGCGUAUAGAGAUAGAUUGGAUCACUUGCUGCAGUAUUUCUUUCUCCGAUAGGGUUCGCUUUGUAAUGUAACUUUGUUUCGUGUUUUCAAUCGAAACCUAAAGGAAAGUCGAAAACAGCGUCAAGAAACCCAUUCUAAUUUGUGAACUAGUUCCUGCACACUUUCUGUGUUUAGUUAAUCUAGUGAGAUUUGAUAAAGUAAAAGGGAUUUUUAAGGCAGAAAACGAAAACGAAAGUGAUUCAAUGACGACAGAGAUUCAAGAUGUGCUUUAGUCAGUUCACAAUAUGAGUGCAUUUCGGGGAUAUGGAUGCUUUUCAUUAUCAGAUGGAAAAUCAUUUGCGUGCUGGAGUAUAUAGAAAUCGGACUUAGUAGUGAAAAUGAAGAAAAAGAAAUGCAUAUGAAUCAAAGAGAAACAGGUUGUACAAUCCAUAUUCGGAAAAAAUAGCUAGCUGUCAUUCAAUCAACCCAGUCUAUAGAAAUAACACCUUGAUUGAAAUUAAAACCGGAUGAUGGAAACAUUAAGAAGUUUUACAACCCUAUAUUUUUGACCGAAAAUCAAAUGUGUUCAUGCCAAAACUGUUUCCAUGUUGUCUUUAGUACAAUAUUUGUUCUUCCCACAAACCAGCCGUAUCGUUACACUCCUACUUCUAAUAGAAAUAUCCAUCUGAUCCAUUUGAAGGAUACUAUACUUAGAGUAGAUUAACUUAUAGAUUUUAUUUUAAUGUACAAUGUAUAUAGAGGUUCUGAUGGAUAUUAGUACUCUACCAGCACGGUGCAGAACCGACUGUGUGCAAUUUCCGUAACUUAUUUUUCAUUCUCAUAUAAUUAUAGAUUUAUUUUUAUUUAUUCAUAUCGUAUCAAUAUGGUUUGUUAUAAUAAUAAAGCCAUUUCAUCCUUAU